UAAAAGAGGAGGGUGGUCCUUGAAGCUCUGCGGCACUUUCAGCAUGGAACGGAGUCUGUUUCUUUUUUACUUGUUUACAUGUAAAAACAUUCACCCAUCCAUGUUUCAAAUGCCUGGAGUAGUCAAAGUGCCACUUGGUGGAACCGCUACACUGCAGUGCAAUGUUGAAAGUAUAAUGGCAACCUGCAGUCAGAUUUUAUGGAAUAAAGUGCACCCAAGAACGAGAGAGCUGAAAACAGCCCAAGCUGUAAAGACUGAGCAAAGAGAGAAAAACCUAUGCACAGGGGUCAUCCAAAAUGCUACUGUAGGUGACUCUGGCAUAUACUACUGCAUUGCCCUGUCCAGCAUUAUAUUAUACAUAGGCAAUGGUUCCAAGGUCAUUGUAACAGAGCCCAAUACCAAACCUACAAUCACACUGUACACCCCAGAUGAGAACCAGGGUUCCAGCAUGGCUCUGCAGUGUCUCGUGUUCGGGGUCGUACCAGAUGAGACUCGAGUUUUCUGGGUGGUAGGUCAGACCACGCAGACCGGGUGGACAGAGUCUGGCUGGACAGACAACACCGAAUCAGCUUCAGAAUUCACAUGGUCUUAUCUCACUCUUUCUUCAGACAUCUGGAUGGAUGAUGUUCAGAUUGAGUGCAUUGUUGAACUUGGUGGCAAAAAUUUUUCCAAGUCCCUGAAAAGAGGCUCAAAUAAUAAGUGUACGUGGAUUUUGUACUUGGGUUCUGGUUCAGCAUUGCUCAUCAUUAGUUGGGUUGUCAUUGGUACCAUUUCCUUAAACAAAGCAAGUCAAGAAAGUGCAGCUACAAGAUCUGCUGGCCAGAAAUCACAAAGCAGACAUCAGAAUGGGAGAUGCUGGGCACCCACUGCAGAGGCAUCGUCCAUAAUGGAAGUGCAGUAUGCAAGUUUGGACUCUCUAAGUUUUGGAAAAUGCAGUAACGUCACCACUUAGCCAGACUUGCUGAAAGUUUGGUUGUUUGUUUGCUUUUAUUUGUCAUUUGACUGAAACAAUAAGCGAAUUGUAUCAAUGUGCUGAAAUAUCAAAUAAAUUGAUGGU
This is a messenger RNA of Electrophorus electricus (electric eel), 1057 nucleotides long. RefSeq lists its product as uncharacterized. Lineage: Eukaryota; Metazoa; Chordata; Actinopteri; Gymnotiformes; Gymnotidae. The record is from RefSeq and is a predicted model, not a curated record.